AAGAGGAGCACUUAUUGAACAAAAAUGAUCAAAUUAAAUCCCAGAGAAGUAGAAAACUCUAAUUUCAGUGUUUGUUCGUAGCCUAUUCGACUCCAAAAACCUUCAAGCUUCCAAAAUCUCCAAAUUUAAUUCUUAGGGUUUUCUCUGUGAUCCCAAAUCGGUAACCGGAAUUAAAAAUGAGCUCUUCACCAUCGCCGGCGAAUUCCGCCAACGGCGGCGAUACAACCAACGCCGGUAACGGUCAAGAUCUGAACUUACUACACUUCUUGGAUAAGGUUCGUCUCGCCGCUACGCGAGAUGCCAAGGAAGACGAAGGCGAAGAUUCGCCGACGGAGUUGAACACGAUCAAUAGCGCAGGCGGGUUUCUCGUGGUUUCUCCUGAUAAGCUUUCGGUUAAGUACACGAAUAUGAAUCUUCAUGGCCACGACGUUGGCGUUGUUCAAGCGAACAGACCUGCUCCGGUCAAGUGUCUCACUUACUACUUUGAGAUUUUUGUUAAAGAUUCUGGGGUUAAAGGGCAAGUUGCGAUUGGUUUUACUAAGGAGAGCUUCAAAAUGAGGAGACAACCUGGAUGGGAAGUGAACAGCUGUGGCUAUCAUGGGGAUGAUGGAUUUCUGUAUCGUGGCCAGGGAAAAGGUGAACCUUUUGGUCCAAAGUAUACCAAAGAUGAUACAGUUGGCGGCGGUAUAAAUUACGCUACGCAAGAGUUCUUUUUCACUAAAAACGGGGCUAUUGUUGGGAAAAUCCCCAAGGACAUAAAAGGUCAUCUGUUCCCUACUGUAGCUGUACAUAGCCAAAAUGAGGAGGUAUUAGUCAACUUUGGGAAGAAGAAAUUUGCUUUCGAUAUUAAGGGUUAUGAAGUAUCAGAGAGGAAUAAGCAACAAAUGGCUAUCGAAAAAAUAUCCAUACCUCCAAACAUUGGUUAUGGGCUUGUAAAGACCUACCUGUUACACUAUGGUUAUGAGGAGACACUCGAUGCUUUCAACCUUGCUACUAAAACUACAGUUCCGCCUAUUAAUAUAGAUCAAGGAAAUGCUAUUGAUGAGGAUGAUUCGCCAUAUGCUUUGAAACAAAGAAAGAUUCUUAGACAGCUUGUCAGAAAUGGUGAGAUUGAUGCUGCUAUGGUUAAACUCCGGGAGUGGUAUCCCGAAACUGUACAGGACGAUAAAUCGGUGGUUUGUUUCCUCCUGCACUGUCAACAUUUUAUUGAAUUACUACGGGUUGGAAAACUUGAAGAAGGUGUGAAGUAUGGCAGACUUGAGUUAGCUAAAUUUGUUGGGUUAACCGGGUUUCAAGAUAUAAUCGAGGACUGCUUUGCUUUGCUCGUUUAUGAAAAGCCUGAGGAAUCACCGGUUGGGUAUUUCCUAGAAGACUCGCAUAAGGAACUAGUGGCUGAUGCCGUGAAUGCAGCGAUACUAUCAACAAAUCCAAAUAAGAGAGAUGCGCAGAGUCACUUGCAUUCCCAUCUGGAGAAACUGCUAAGACAAUUAACCGUGUGCUGUUUGGAAAGGCGGUCACUGAAUGGAGACCAAGGCGAAACAUUCCGGCUUCACCGCGUACUUGACAACAACAGUACAAGAAGAUGAAAUCGGGUUAGCCGCGCAUAUAUUUUGAAACCUCUGUUUUUGUUUGGCUGCUAUCACCACCAUAAGUGGCUUUUGUUCAUACUUGUGUCAUAUUAUGUUGAACUUCCCCUUCUGUAAUAGAAAAAGUUAAAAAGAAAAAAAAAAGGUUCGACGUUAAGACACUGGGACUUGCAUCUUUAA
This is a messenger RNA of Camelina sativa (false flax), 1766 nucleotides long. RefSeq names its product ran-binding protein M homolog. Gene Ontology annotation, molecular function: protein binding. The record is from RefSeq and is a predicted model, not a curated record. NCBI's taxonomy places the organism in Eukaryota, Viridiplantae, Streptophyta, Magnoliopsida, Brassicales, Brassicaceae.